Nezara viridula (southern green stink bug) is the source of this 864-nucleotide messenger RNA. The record is from the annotation of a GenBank genome assembly. Lineage: Eukaryota; Metazoa; Arthropoda; Insecta; Hemiptera; Pentatomidae.
CCAGCGUAAAGGUUACAGUGACUCUCACCUGGUUAUAACAGUUUUGCUUUGUAAUCAUGGGUUCUGAGAGAUAUAGCUUUUCUUUGACUACUUUCAGUCCAUCUGGAAAAUUAGUUCAAAUUGAGUAUGCACUUGCCGCAGUCGCAGCUGGAGCUCCAUCAAUCGGUAUCAGAGCAUCCAAUGGAGUUGUAUUGGCUACUGAAAACAAAUACAAAUCAAUUUUAUAUGAAGAACAUACUAUUCAAAAAGUAGAAAUGAUAACUAAACACAUUGGAAUGGUCUACAGUGGAAUGGGACCUGAUUAUAGGCUACUAGUGAAGAGAGCUAGAAAAAUGGCUCAACAAUAUCAGUUAGUUUACGGUGAGCCUAUUCCUACUGCACAGCUUGUUCAACGAGUUGCCAUGGUUAUGCAGGAGUACACUCAAUCUGGAGGUGUUAGACCUUUUGGAGUUUCUUUACUCAUUGCCGGGUGGGAUGGGGAUAAACCAUCUCUGUUUCAAUGUGAUCCAUCUGGAGCAUACUUUGCCUGGAAAGCUACUGCAAUGGGAAAAAAUUUUGUCACUGGCAAAACAUUUCUAGAAAAGAGGUACAGUGAAACUUUAGAGCUGGAUGAUGCAGUACAUACUGCAAUUCUCACUCUUAAAGAAAACUUUGAAGGCCAAAUGACUUCGGACAAUAUCGAGGUCGGAGUUUGUGAUGAUCAAGGGUUCAGAGUUUUAGAUCCUACAACAGUGAAGGAUUAUCUGGCUAAUAUUCCAUAAAUUUAUUAUUAAAAUUUGAUUUUAUAAUUAAUAAAAAGGUGAUUGCUUAUGGAUAUGUGUGAUGCCUAAAUAAAAUAUUAUUUUUUAUUGGUUUAAUGCCAAA